AUGACUGUUAAAUCUUUAUUUUGGAACAUAAGAUCAGUGAAUUCUCAACAAGCAUUUCAUAGAGUCCAAAUGUUAAAUAAGCAUCAUAAGUUCUUUUUGGUGCCUCUGAGGGAACCUUUUCAGCAUCAGAGACAGAUUCAGAAAUAUAGAAGGAGACUUGGAAUGCCUUAUGCUAAUUUCAACUGUAAUGGUAAAAUUUGGUUUUUUGUUCAAGAUAAUGUAUAUGUUGAGGUUCUUUUGGAUACUGAACAAUCCAUUACUGUUAAGCUGAAGUUUCAAGAAUUGAAUAGAGACAUGGUGGUUACAAUGGUUUAUGCUAAAUGUUCAGAAGUGGAGAGAUUGCAGUUAUGGGAUAGUUUAUACUUCUUGGCUAGUAACAUGACAUCUCCUUGGUUGAUUAGUGGAGAUUUCAAUGUUAUAAUGAAUGAAGAAGAAAAAAUAGGAGGCUUGCCAGUAUUUCCACAAGAAUAUGAAGAUUUUGCUUUUUGUCUGAAUUCUUGUGAGUUGCAUGAGAUGCCUUUUAAAGGGAGUCCUUUCACUUGGUGGAAUGGCAGGGCUACUAAUGACUGCAUUUUCAAGAGGUUGGAUACGAUUGAGCAUAAUGAUUCAUUCCAGAAUUGGUUUGGACAUCUUGAAGUGGAGCAUUUGUUAAGAACUGGUUCUGAUCAUGCACCAUUACUUUUAUCAUGUGGAGAUCAACUCAAACUGAAGAAACUGAAAGUUGCUUUAAGUAAAUGGAGUAAGGUUACUUUUAAUGAUAUUUUUAAGCAACUAGUUAUCAGAGAAGAUAUAGUUAAGAUUAAAGAGCAGUUGUUUGAGGAGAAUCCUUCUGAAGAAAAUAGAAUGGUGAUGCAAAAGGCUCAAGCUGAACUUAAACUGUAUCUUCACUAUGAGGAAGAAUUCUGGAGGCAAAAAGUCGAUGGAUCGUUUCUCGAAGCUGUUAACUUUUAUCAUAAGCAAUUUACUCAUGAGGAGGUUAGUGAAGAUUCUCCAACUCUUAAUCAUACUCCUGAAUUGAUAAGAGAGGAGGAUAAUAUGUCACUUCCUGAACAACCUACUAUGGAGAAAGUACAGAAGGCUGUGUUUGAAUUAAAUGGAGAUAGUGCUUGUGGCCCUGAUGGUUUUUUUGGGAUCUUUUAUCAGAAGUGGUGGGAGGUGAUCAAGGCUGAUGUAUUUAGUGUUGUGAAAGCUUUCUUUGAUGGCCAGACCCUUCCCAAAUCAAUCACUCACACUAAUCUAGUAUUGCUGCCAAAGAAGAAUGUUGUUGAGCCUUUCUCUGAUAUGAGACCUAUAAGUCUUAGGAACUUUAUUAAUAAGGUCAUAUCUAGAGUAGCUCAUGAUAGAUUGGACAGAUUACUUACAAGGGUGAUAUCUCCAAAUCAAUCAGGUUUUGUCAAGGGCAGGAAUAUUAUUGAGAAUGUAUUGUUGACAUAA
Molecule: messenger RNA, 1434 nt
Organism: Lycium ferocissimum
Lineage: Eukaryota; Viridiplantae; Streptophyta; Magnoliopsida; Solanales; Solanaceae
Exons: 3
Coding region: 1-1434 (477 amino acids)
Source: RefSeq, a predicted model, not a curated record